Medioppia subpectinata is the source of this 2259-nucleotide messenger RNA. Lineage: Eukaryota; Metazoa; Arthropoda; Arachnida; Sarcoptiformes; Oppiidae. The record is from the annotation of a GenBank genome assembly.
AUGACAGUCCUUGUGUUGGGUGCGACCACUUUGGCACUCAUGUCCGGCUCAGACAUCGGUCAAUACGACGACUGUAUAUCAGGAGUCGGUGUUUACACCAACAAUACAUGUCUGGAGAUAUUAGACCGCGACUAUCAAAUCAAUAGAAACUUUAGUUGGUACAGUACGAGUGUAUUCCUAAUCACCCAAAACUUGUUGGAGUUAAUACCGACGGCAAUCGGCGCGAGUUUGACGGCAACCAUCAUGUUUUAUACGACAGACCAAUACAACGACGGCAACCGAUUCUACAUGUUUUUAUACACCAUGCAGUUGUGUUUGCACAGCACACAGGGUGUGGCAUACAUGACGGUGGCCUUGUUUUACCGACAUCGACAGGUGGCAUUCAUGGUGGCCACUAAUAUAUUCCUUAUACACGCCCUGUUAUGCGGUUAUUUCGUUAUGUUAGAGGACAUGUACGAUAUAUUCCAGUUUUUAAGUAAUAUUUCUCAAUUGAAAUUCACGACGAGUGCUAUUUUUACAAUAUCAGAAGUAGUCUCAGAGGCUGGAUGUCAUGAAAAUAUCAAUGAUAUCGAUGACGAUAUGAGUGAUGUGUCCAUUGACUCUCAAUAUCACUCUUUGUCUGGCAAUGAAUACAAUGGAUAUCUGAGUAUAGCGUGGAUUGAUUUGACACUAAAAGUGGAUAAAACUCUGUAUUCAUCAGAAAAGUUGAUCCUAAGAGGUGUUAACGGAUUGUUUGAAUUCAAUUCAUUGAACGCAUUGAUGGGUCCGUCGGGUGCGGGAAAGACAUCACUCUUGCGGUCAUUGAACGGAAUGUACAGACAUUUGAUGACUAAAGAGUCAAAGAUAUAUUUGAGUGCUUUUCACACAAUCAGGACCUGCUUUAUAGCACAGGACCAGAGGGAACAUCUCAUCACUGGUUUAACAGUCAAACAAUCACUCAUUUACGCGUCAAAACUGAAAAACAGCCUCAAAAGUCGCCUAAACCACGAAAUCAAUGUCUUUCAAUUGAUGCAAGAGUUGGCCAUAACUGACAUAAUGGGUGUAAAUGUGGAGAAAUGCAGUUCCGGUCAACAGAAGCGGAUUGUGAUGGCAAUGGAGUUGACGCCAGACAUCAAACCUAAUCUCAUUUGUGUUGACGAACCCACGAGUGGUGUCGACAGCUAUUCAGCGCUUUUAAUGAUAAAGUGCUUUAAAAAGUUGUCUCAAAGACAUAGCUUAACGAUCAUAACAUCCAUACAUCAGCCAAACCUCGAAAUACUAAUGCUUUUCGACUCACUGUAUGUUUUGGCCAAAGGAGGGCUCACCGUAUACUCCGGUCCACCAAAACACCUGUCCUUACAUUUACAACAAUGUAAUAUCACAUACAAUAGGGAACAGAUCCCCAUUGAAGUACUCAUGAAGAUCGCCGCCAAAGGCUUUACUGAUCAAAAAGUUAUUGAAUUGUCGGACAAAACAAAUGAAAACAUGAGAGAUAACUGCCGACGACUUGAGACUCAAUUGAAAUUGCAUUCAAACGGCAUUUCAAUUAAAAGCAAACCGUUUUCUAUCGUCAAUACAUACCAUCUAUUCAACAGAUCCAUCGCUAAUAUCUUCACAUAUCUCUGGAAACAAUUGGUGGCAGAAAUCAUAGUUAUGUUAAUAUUAACAUACACUGUAACGUUAAUAUUUGAUUUUGAUUUCAAUCAUUUGUCUGGUUGUGUACCGAUUGCUGUCAACGGAUCCAAUGGGUGCCGACAGACCGCACAAGACAUGGAAGACCUGAAACUAUCCAAUUAUAACAUACAGUUGUAUGCCUUUCUAAUCGCCUCUCAAUUCUUCUACCAUUUAAUUCUAAGCGCAAUGAAAAUGUCAUCAGAAAUAAAGCUCUUUAUGUCUGAACAUAGAAAUUUCUGGUACAGCGCAGAGUCAUUCUUUGUAGUCAAAUCAGUGAUGGAUUUAAUACCAUUGAUUAUAAUAGUGGUGUCAGUCGUGGCGGUGGUCGACAACUACGACAAAGAGCACACCUAUUGGUCACUAUUAUUGGCGAUCGGCUUAAGCUCUAUGUCUUUCCAGAGUUUGGGCCAAAUGUGUGGCAUUUGUUUUGAAGACAACGGAGUUUUAGUGAGCAUUUUGCUCAUCCCAUUGCUUACAUCAUUCGCUAAUAUAGUGAUUCUGGUCUACGAUAUGAACACAUUUCUGGUAUAUAUGUCACAACUGGAUAUGUUUGCCGCCGCUAUGGGUUAUAUACGGAUUUGGUUUAAUGGCUCCGACAGAUUUUGA